Symbiodinium sp. CCMP2456 is the source of this 405-nucleotide messenger RNA. Lineage: Eukaryota; Dinophyceae; Suessiales; Symbiodiniaceae. The record is from the annotation of a GenBank genome assembly.
AUGGAGGUGGGGCAUCCCUGCACCGUGCUGAUGUCAACAUCUGGACCCACCACAUGCUCAGUCAGCGUGCUGAAGAGCAUGGGUAGUGGCGAACUUCCUGUGCCAAAGACCGCAGAGGAAGGCGGAGGGAAGAUGAAGGUGCCUGUGGUCAAACCGGACGGAACGACAAGCGAGCUUCUCGUGCAGACAAAGCCUCUUCCGACCAAGUCGGGAGAAAUGGACGAUGGCGCUAAGAAAAUGCAGGAGCAGGCACGCGAAACCGUCCAGGCAGGUGCGGAGAGGAGGGUUGAAGGGCCAGGGCAAGUAUGUCAGCCUAAUGUCGGAAGUAGCCAGAAGUGCAAGCUGCAAAAUGUGGCCCAGUCGGAUAAGACUGACGCUCGAGUCGCGAUGAAUGGUGCAAGCUGA